This is a messenger RNA of Zea mays, 5237 nucleotides long. RefSeq lists its product as uncharacterized. The record is from RefSeq and is a predicted model, not a curated record. Lineage: Eukaryota; Viridiplantae; Streptophyta; Magnoliopsida; Poales; Poaceae. Gene Ontology annotation, biological process: regulation of DNA-templated transcription; response to hormone. The transcript is spliced from 13 exons. Bases 2191 to 5001 code for a protein of 936 amino acids. Gene Ontology annotation, cellular component: nucleus. Gene Ontology annotation, molecular function: DNA binding.
UCCGUUUGAUUGGAGGGAGUACUAUACUACGGCUAUACAAGAGACGUAGACGUCCCGACGACCAUGUACCAGUACACCAGACCAUGCACGAGGUACGCAGCAGGACGUACAAUGCGCGCGCAGCAUGAUGCAUGCGUGCGUGUGUGCGUUGUGUAAAUUGGCACGGUCACGCCGACGUACACGUACGUACUACCAGGGUCCAGGACGCAGCCUGCGCCGCUGCGCUGCGUCAGCAAAGACCGACACAGGAAGGAGGUGUCGUCGGUCCGGCGGUCUCCGGCGGGCGGGGCUGCAGGUCUUCCCCCCAUCCCCCGUCGGUCUGUAGCGGUCCACGCAAGGACCCGAAACGUACUCCGCGCGCCGCUGCUCUGGCUGGCUCUGCGGCUCUGCCUCGUCUUCUCCCACUCUGCGCCAAGGCAAGGCUGCCAAGUACUGGUACUGGGUGGUUGGCGUCGGCCUCCGGAGCCGCGCGCGUCGCGUCGGCCUGCGGAAGGAAUGGAUGGAUCCGGGCAGAUCCACCCCACGCGGCCACGCCUGAGCCUAAGCGUCCUCUCAGUCCAGUCCAGUCCCGUCCCAUCCACCACCACCACCUCGAGUCCUCGACCGCGACGAGAGGGGUAGCGCAGCGGUGGCGUGGCGUGGCGCGUCGCGCUUGGCAGCACGCGUAGGCACGCACACGGCUUUCUCUCUUUCUUCCUCUGCUGACUGACAUGUGGGGGGAAGGGUCAAGACGGGGCUGAGACGCAAAGGCAGCGCGCGCAGCGCAGGUGCAGGACGACGACGGAGAAAGAAAGAGGGCUGGCUGGCUGGCUGGCCUGGGAGGCUGGGACGGACGACGGAGGAGUGACUCCGCUGCCCGGCAUCGGCAGGCAGCGAAGCAUGCUUGCACAGAUGCGGCAUCAUGGCAUCGCCCCUCCUCCUCGAAAGGUCGGCAUCCUUUUUAGCCCGCCCAAGCCCAAAGGCCACCACCACUCGACCAUCACAGUUCGCUCCGUCCUGCUACCCAGCUACAACGCGCCACUCUUCCUCACACUACGACGACGCCUUGCCACGGAUUCGAUCGUCGCCGCUUGUCUGCCCUAUCAUCUCACUCCCCCCGCCCGCUUGCUUUUAUAUCUGGAGCUUCCCACCAGCAAAGCCUUGGCAUUGUGCUUCCUUGCUUUGUGUGUGGCGCGCUCCAGGUGCCAGCCCCAGGAGAGAAGACAAGCCGAGGUGUGGUUUAUCUGUUUGUUUUGCACAUUCCGCCUUAUUGUAACCUAGCUAUAGGCCAAGAGAAGCUCUGAGUCUUGCUCGGCAUUGCCGUUCGUAUCCGCGCAUACUCACUCUUGCAUGCUUGCGUCCAUUCACCACCAAGCUGUCUUGUCGUUGCCGCCCGCCCAUGCUUCAGCUCGGCACAGUUGCUUGCAUUGCAUUCCAGGUUUUCGCGACGACGGGGCUUCUCCAGAGCAUGUCAGGACUCAGGAGCCGGCCGGCGCCAGGUGGCGUGCACGCCGUCGAUCGAGUUCAUUCGAUUCCAGGCUUCCAGCACGCUGCACGCACGUAGUAGCUAGGUGGAGAGGAGCAUUCUACGUACCACUGCGCGUUCGUGUAGGCAGGCCCCUAGCUAGCUAGCUAGCCCUGUGCUCUGCGUGCUCCUGCUGGGCUUUACUCCUACUCUGCCUCGUAGUAGUCGUAGGAGGCCUGGCCAUGGCAUGCGCGGCGUGAGGACACAAAAGCCGCCUGCUUUCUUGGGAAAAGGCGGGGUCGUGCUGUGGUCGCCAUGGCAUGCAUGGCCGCAUGGGGGGACCCAGUCCCACACCUCAUAGCCCGCGUUUAGGCACUAGCAGCUUGGUGGAGUAGUACAAUGUACAACUACGACGACUGCUGCGAAUGCGUUUGGGCGGGUUGGGGCCGGGUCUUCUUCUUCCACCUGGCCUUUUUACUCCACCCUCCUCUUUGCCUGCUGUUCGCGAAACGGCAACAUCUCGCUUGCCAUUUACCACUCUCGUCCUCUCUCACAGUGGCAUGCAGGCGCGGUAGGGUAGAGUUCCUCACUUCUCGCCCAUCAACGAUGACGAAGUGCGCGUAAGCUGCUGCUGGGAAACGGAGAUUGGAUAGAUUCGCCGGGGGUCUUGUUGGCUUCAAGAGAGCCCGAGUUCUCCUUUUUCCAGCUUGGGUCUGGUACGCCAUCUCUGGGUCUGGGGACUGUAGAUGAUGACGUCCUCGUACGAGAAGGCCACGUCGGGUGUCCUGAGGAACGCGGCGGCGCUGCUCGACGAAAUGCAGCUCAUGGGAGAAACGCAGGGUGCCAAGAAGGUGAUCAACUCCGAGCUGUGGCACGCGUGCGCGGGGCCGCUGGUCUGCUUGCCGCAGCGGGGGAGCCUCGUCUACUACUUCCCCCAGGGGCACAGCGAGCAGGUUGCUGCUACCACUAAAAAGAUACCCAACUCUCGCAUCCCAAACUACCCGAGUCUCCCGUCGCAGCUGCUAUGUCAAGUCCACAACAUCACUUUGCAUGCUGACAAAGAAACUGAUGAGAUUUAUGCCCAGAUGACCCUGCAACCAGUACACUCGGAAACUGAUGUGUUCCCAAUCCCAACGCUCGGUGCUUAUACCAAAAGCAAGCACCCCAGUGAAUAUUUCUGCAAGAAUUUGACUGCAAGUGAUACAAGUACGCAUGGUGGUUUCUCGGUGCCACGGAGAGCUGCAGAGAAGCUGUUUCCGCAGUUGGAUUAUUCAAUGCAGCCUCCUAAUCAGGAGCUUAUCGUUCGAGAUCUGCAUGAUAACAUGUGGACAUUCCGUCACAUUUAUCGUGGCCAGCCAAAGCGACAUCUUCUAACAACUGGAUGGAGUCUUUUUGUUGGUGCGAAACGGCUUAAAGCUGGUGACUCUGUCUUAUUUAUCAGGGAUGAGAAGUCACAGCUCCUUGUGGGUGUUAGGCGGGCCACCAGACAACAACCGGCUUUGUCAUCAUCCGUCCUGUCUACUGACAGUAUGCACAUUGGUGUUCUUGCUGCUGCAGCUCAUGCAGCAUCAAGUGGUGGCUCGUUUACUGUUUACUACAAUCCUCGGACAAGCCCGUCGCCAUUUGUGAUUCCUCUCGCAAGGUACAAUAUGGCCACAUAUCUGCAACCAUCAGUUGGAAUGAGAUUCGCGAUGAUGUUUGAGACGGAGGAGUCAAGCAAGCGCAGAUGCACAGGUACAAUUGUGGGAAUUAGCGACUAUGAACCGAUGCGAUGGCCAAACUCAAAAUGGCGCAACUUGCAGGUAGAAUGGGAUGAACAUGGGUAUGGAGAAAGACCUGAAAGAGUUAGUCUAUGGGAUAUCGAAACUCCAGAGAACAUGGUUUUCUCUUCCCCAUUGAAUUCGAAAAGGCAAUGUCUUCCUAGUUAUGGAGUUUCUGGCCUACAUGUGUCAUCAAUUUCAAAGCCACAAGGAAGUCCUUUUGGUAACUUGCAGCACAUGCCAGGGAUCAGUUCAGACAUUGCUUUGCUGCUUCUCAAUCAAUCUGCCCAGAACCUCGGGAGUUCAAUUGCUUGUCAACAAUCAUCAUUUUCCAGCAUUAUUCAAAAUGCUAAGCAAAGCUAUUUCCCUCCAACGACAUUAGGUGCUUCCACUGGUUGGAAUGAAUCUCAGCAGCAGUUAAACGCCCUUGGUAUUCAAAAAGGUGAUCAAGUAAGCUGUGAUGUUCAGCCAGGUAUUGAUUCAAUCACUGCACCGGAGAUGAAUGUUAAACCAAGAGUCCCAAGAAGCACGGAUUCAUACUCAAGUCAGAGCAUUUCGGAUCCAAACAGCAAGAGUGACCCUAAAACAAAAACGCGAAGGAGCAAGAAGAGCUCGUCUCACAAAACCAUUUCGGAUAAAUCUGAGAUUUCUUCAGUACCUUCUCAGAUCUGUGACAAGCAAAGGCAUGGUUCAGAACCAACAUCGGCAGACUUUGAAGCAGAACAAGCUACCUGUGGGAACAAUGAGGAUUCAUCUGGUGCACUCACACGUGGUGAUUUUGCUGGAGAGCUACAAGUUCAGCAGGUUGAACAAGAUGGUCUACUUCCACCACCGAAGUUAGAGUCAUCAAAGUCACCUGAUGGAGGGAAGUCCGUCAGCUCGUUCCCAAACCAAGGGUGUUUCUCACAGUUCUUUGAGGGUCUGGAUUGGAUGAUCCCGCCUUCCUGCUACCAAGACUCCAAUGGCAUCCAUUCAGUUACCACAUCGGAUAGCAUCUUUAAUCCGUCUGAAGGUAUACCACCUUCCACAAUGAACGCGGACGGCAUGGACGCGUUCCAAACCUCUUGCCUUUCCGAGUGCUUUCCUAAUUCCAUCCAAGAAUUCAUCAGCAGUCCAGAUAUAAACACACUGACAUUUAUGUCGCCUGAGAUGCAACAUCUGGAUGCCCAACACGACGGCAGCAACUUGCAGAGCACGUCCAACUCCUAUGUGCAGAUGAGCUUCUCGGAGGAGAGCCAGAGUGCAUCCUUAAGUGGCCUACACAUGGAAGCUGUCCAUAUCAACAGCUCCUGCCUUCAACCACUGGCGACAGGGAGCUUUGAUGCAGGGACGUUCUCAAAACUAUCAAACAUAAAAGAAUGCCAGGCCUUGCCUCUGCAGGAGAUUCACAACAGCUCCAUGGGAACACCUUCGUGCAGUAUGGAUGCGGCGGCGGUCGAGUACUGUAUGGAUCGAAGUGUGAAGCCACUGAAACCACCGGUCCGGACAUAUACAAAGGUUCAAAAGUUAGGAUCAGUUGGAAGAUCUAUCGACGUUACACGGUUUAGAGACUACCAUGAGUUGAGGUCAGCCAUUGCCUGCAUGUUUGGACUACAGGGGAAACUGGAACACCCUGGCAGUUCAGACUGGAAGCUUGUUUAUGUCGACUACGAGAACGAUGUUCUCCUCGUUGGAGACGACCCGUGGGAGGAGUUCAUCAACUGUGUGAGAUGCAUUCGGAUCCUGGCGCCUUCGGAAGUACAGCAGAUGAGCGAGAAUGGCGUGCAUGUCUUGAACGACUGCAUGCAAAUGGCUUAGAAAGUCAGGGCUAUAUGUCCUGCGCAGCCUGCACAGUGUAACGUCGCAAAUACGAGAAAUGAGUGUUCUUCGUAGCCACGCAGCGGCUCUUCUUGUAAAUAAAAGAUACAUCACGUGCAUCCAAUUCUCUGAAUGCUUUGAUUCUUUUCUAGCACGAGAAGAGACCAUUAUUAUAUGGCGGUGCAUUACAGGUCUAUUUUCUAUUUUUUCAUGCAAUGACUUAAAUUAUGAGCUUA